Messenger RNA from Solanum tuberosum (potato), 1344 nucleotides. Its product is annotated as putative DEAD-box ATP-dependent RNA helicase 33. NCBI's taxonomy places the organism in Eukaryota, Viridiplantae, Streptophyta, Magnoliopsida, Solanales, Solanaceae. The record is from RefSeq and is a predicted model, not a curated record. The transcript has 2 exons. The coding region runs from base 100 to 1146 and encodes 348 amino acids.
GAUAGAUGAGUGUGUACAGAAGACGCCGGAAUAAUUUCAGUUGAACGGCGAAUCGACUGCUUUGAAGCUCUAUUCGAUUCACAUAAGUUCAGGAAGAAAAUGUCUCUCCUCAGCUCAUCAUUCUUAGUUUCAGCACCUCAUAAGAGUGUAUCUUCGUCCAAGACAAUUUCAGGGGAAUCCCUACUCUUCCUCUCCACCAAGUUCUCUUCCCUUAAUGUAACCACCACCACCACAAUAACCAAUGUUCCUUACAGAAAGUUAAUAAUUAGGAUGGGUGGUGGUCCAAGAACAUAUCCCGGAGGUGUCUCAAAGUGGCAGUGGAAGCGUAUGCAAGCUAAGAAGUCUAAGCAGCUCCUUAAGGCCCGAUUGGCUCGGGAACGCCAAAUUUAUGAGAUGAGGAAGCGGGCUGAGCUGAAAGCUGCUGUCUCUGAACUUGAGAGGCCUUGGGAAGUGGUUGAAAAGGCACCUACUUUAUUCUCUGUGAGUGCUGAUGAGCAUUUGAGAGUCUUGGCAGAUCGUUUUCAAAAGCCUGGAGGGUUUGAUAUGUGGUCUGACAAAGAUGGGCCAGAAUUGUUCAAGCCUGAAGAUGGAUUACCCUCAGCAAGAUUUUUCCCUAAGGGGGUUGUUCAUAGCAUUAAACCCUAUGGAAACGUUGAGAAUGCUGAUCGUGGUUCUGAUGGGUCCUCAAAUUUGGGUUCAGAUCCUGAAAGUGGAAGUGAUAGAUUAGUUCAUGCUCAAAUACAGGCGGAGUUAGCAAAGAAAGAGGUACAAAGUGAUAAGAAGGUGAGAAUGAAGAGCUAUAGAAAUGAGCAGAAAAAUUCAACAAAACUAAGAAGUGGAUCCAAUAGAGAAGGAAAUGAGGGUUUAGUUUCUAAUAAAGUGUCAAGAGAUGGCAACAAUCGCACGGGCAUGCAGAAUAAGUUCAGGAAGAGCACAAAUCAAAGGAAGUUGUCUGUCCAUGCUGAAAAAUUUAAUUCAGCGGAAGCUGGGAUGUCUAGAGUAAAGAAUAAGGGUCAUAUCCCAGUUGAUAGUGAUGGAGAGCAUGGAAGGUUUAAUCUGGUAGACAUGUUUGAUGAUUCAGAUUCUCCAGUGUUUGAAUUGAGUUUGCAAAACGAUGGGAGUUAUGAGCUUCAACCAGACAAUUAAGAGUUCUGAUGUAGACAAGCUCAGGUUUGGUUGAGAAUAUAUAAAUCAUCCUUGUUCAUAGGUGUAUAUUUUUGCAUCUUUAACUAUUUACUGAUUAAAUCAACAUCGGAAACUAUUAAGAACUAUACGUGAAGUCUGAAGAUGUGAAGCUUUUUUAGGAUUCAAAAUGAUAUACAACUUAUUAUGAGUUUGAUCUUA